AUGAAUUGUAAGCUUCUUAUCUUUCUAGGGCUUAUAUACGUUCUUGUUUGUGUAAUUGGUGAAACUUAUGCUAUAAGAAAUGAUCGUUUCACCACUAAGGAUUUAGGUGAUGUUGGUGUGUAUGGUGGUGGUCCGGGAAUGGGUGGCGGAAUUCCCGGUAUAGGUGGUCUUCCUCCUCCCGGUGUCGGAGGUGUACCACCGGGUGGCGUACCACCAGGCGGUGUAGUUGGGGGAGGUCAAGGUGGCAUAGGGGGAAUGGUUCCAGGUGGUGGUUUAGGUCAAGGUGGGCCAGGUUUUGGUAUGGGCCAAGGUGGACCGGGUUUUGGUAUGGGCCAAGGUGGGCCUGGUGGUGGCAUGGGCAUGGGUGGUGUUCCUGGAGGUGUUGUGGGCGGACAACCGGGCUUUGGCAUGGGCUCGGGUAUUGGAGCUGGUAUUGGAGCUGGUUCUAGGAUGGGUGGUGGCGGCCUUGGUGGACCCAUCGGGGGGUCCACCGGUAUUGGAGCCGGAGUAGGUGCUGGAAUGGGCGGGAGCAUGGGAGGUUUGCCUGGUAUACCUGGUGUUGGAUCGAGUUCGGGUAUUGGUGUUGGAGCUGGGGCUGGGGCAGGCUCUGGUGUAGGUCCUAACCCUGGAGGAAACUAG
Molecule: messenger RNA, 639 nt
Organism: Chenopodium quinoa (quinoa)
Lineage: Eukaryota; Viridiplantae; Streptophyta; Magnoliopsida; Caryophyllales; Amaranthaceae
Product: glycine-rich protein 5-like
Exons: 1
Coding region: 1-639 (212 amino acids)
Source: RefSeq, a predicted model, not a curated record